AUGAGACGUAGAUUUCUUAGUCGAUUCCUUAACUUGGAAAGCCUUCCAGAACCAAAAAACUCAUACGAAUUAUCAUCAAAAGAUUAUGAAUAUUUCGUAAUUGAUGAGUCAAUUAUUGAUAUAGAUAAUGAACAACUCAGAGAUCCUGCUGUCGUUAAUAAUAAUAUUGAUUCUAGAGUUACGUCAACGGUCAGAGCUACUACUGAAGAACACGAAUUAUUAGAAGCUUCUGAAUAUUUACGCUUGGACAGGGAUCCUGCUGUCGUUAAUAAUAAUAUUGAUUUUAAAAAUAUUAGAGUUACGUCAAUGGUCAGAGCUACUACUGAAGAACAAAUGGUUUUUCAAGACUUUUAUUUAUCUGUUAUUAUUAAUGCAAAAGUUAUCUCUGUUCCUAAUGAAGAAUAUUCCAAAGUUUUAAAGUGUUCAGUUAAUCUUACAGAAUGUGGAGUCGGACGUAUGCUUAGUGAAAUUUCGCAAAAGCUUUGCAGAGUUGGUACUGGUUAUUUUCUAGAUUCCGUUGUGAUUAAAUUUUCGCCAACUCCAAAAAAUCAUAGCGAUAGUAUACCUCGCAUGAUUGCAUUUAAAGUUAAUACACAGCCACAGCAACCCAAUCAAACAAUGAAGGUUUCAACAAUUCGUGAAAAAAACAAGGGAAUUAAGGGACAAAUCAGUGUAGCAGUACCUAAAUUUGGAAUUCAAGUUGGAGGUAAUUAUUAUAUAAAAAAUGCUCUCGGUACUGAAACAAUGAAAUGUGAACAAGAUAUGAAAUUUGACGGUUGCUAUACAACCGGAAAUUGUUGGACAUAUAAUAUCAACAAUUUUCGGGAAAGUGGUAGUUAUAAUAAUAACUUCGCACCGGGUAUUCAUUCUGAUGAGUGGCAUAUUUUAGAUGCGAUGGGUGGAAAUAACAUUAAUGAUUUUGAAAACUAUUUUGCAAAACUUAAUGAGGUACAUGUUAAGCAAAAAGCUCUUGAUUUUUUAGAAAGUGAUAACUUUAAUGAGAGUGAUACGCAAAGACAAGAAGGCAUAGAUGAUUUUACAGUGACCAGAACUAUUAGUCGUUAUGGAGCUGGCUGUAUAUAA
This is a messenger RNA of Dentiscutata erythropus, 1083 nucleotides long. The record is from the annotation of a GenBank genome assembly. NCBI's taxonomy places the organism in Eukaryota, Fungi, Glomeromycota, Glomeromycetes, Diversisporales, Gigasporaceae.